Trypanosoma rangeli is the source of this 1758-nucleotide messenger RNA. RefSeq names its product surface protease GP63. The record is from RefSeq and is a predicted model, not a curated record. Gene Ontology annotation, molecular function: metalloendopeptidase activity. The coding region runs from base 1 to 1758 and encodes 585 amino acids. Gene Ontology annotation, cellular component: cytoplasm; membrane. Lineage: Eukaryota; Euglenozoa; Kinetoplastea; Trypanosomatida; Trypanosomatidae. The transcript has a single exon. Gene Ontology annotation, biological process: proteolysis; cell adhesion.
AUGCGCCGUCGAGUUCACGCCACGCAGUUUCUUUCACUGGCGGUGUUCCUACUGCUGUUAAUGUACGGCGCCGGUGGGUGCCUCGCCGCCGCGCACCGCCGUGCCUUCGACGAGGAGUUGUGGGGGAGCGGCCGGCCACCGACCGCGAUGGUGCGUGAGCUGCCGCGCAAGGGGCAGGGCGCGACGCAGGCGUACACCGUCGCCACAUCAGGGGAGGAAAACAGUGGCUGGGCGCCCCUCCGCAUCGCGGUGUCCACGGAGGAUUUGAAGGACCCCCGUAAGCACUGCACCAAAGAAGGGGAAAUGAAACCGGACUUCAGGGGACACUAUUCACCGUGCACGAAGGAUGAUGUUUUGACCUCGGAUGUGAGAAAAACCCUGGUGGAUGAGAUUCUUCCUGUGGCUGUCGGACUGCACGCGGAGCGUUUGCUCGUUCAGCGCAUGAAGACUCCGUUGGUUGUGCCCCGGCUCAUAACGGAGCAUGGGCGCUGCAAAUACUUCAAGAUCCCCGAGGAGCAUCACACAGUGGGAUUGAAGGACACGGACAUGGUGCUCUAUGUGGCUUCCAGGUCGAAUUACGGGACGUGGGCUAUCCCGUGUGCGUUCGCAGAGGACGGUCGUCCAAUUGCCGGUGCCCUGCAUAUUAUGCCUUCUUAUACGCUUGGCGUCAUGCACUUUGCUCGCACCACUGCGCAUGCGAUUGCCCAUGCUCUUGGCUUCAGCAUGGAACAGAUGAAGAAGCACGACAUGCUGUUGAACGUGACUGAUGUGCGCGGCGGCAGCUCUCCCGUGACGGUGGUGAAGUCACCUGUUACGCUGAGCAAGGCGAAGCUGCACUACGGCUGCGACACCCUCAAGGGCAUGGAGAUGGUCUAUUAUUUUGACGCAAGCCUGUGGUCGCUGCGCAAUGCGAAGGACGAGUUGAUGAGUCCGUUUGGUACAAUGUACGCUGGCUACUACACUGCACUGACGAUGGCGGCGUUUGAGGACCUCGGCUACUACAGGGCCGUGUGGGGGAUGGAGGAGCCGAUGGUGUGGGGCAACAACUCCGGCUGCGAGUUCCUGGAUAACCCGUGCUCGGAGGAGACUCCCACCACUUACCCCGACAUGUUCUGCGAUAAAAAUGAUGCGUUGUCGAUUCGCUGCACGUCCAACCGUCAAGCCAUCGGGACAUGUAAUCUCGAUGUUGAGUACACCGUCCAUGAUAUAAAGGAGACGUGCAAUGCUAUUUUCCCGCCUGGUAAUUCUGAACACCAUUUUUUUUGCACAGUGGAAGGGCCCGACACCCCACCAGGGUCCCUCCAUGGAAAGGGCUCGUGGUGCCUCGAUGCAGAACCACUCCCGCUCCUGAGUGACGAUGCCUCCAAUUGGAAAUUAACCGCACCCGCAGUGUGUGCGAUGGUGCAGUGCGAGGAGGGCAAGGUGAAGGUGAAAUAUCUUGGCGGGAGUGAUUUUGAGCCGUGCCCCGAAGGGGAGUUUAUCACGCCCAAAUCAGAUCAUUUCAAGGGCGGCAGAAGGAUCAAGUGCCCGAGGUACGAGGAGGUGUGCACCAUCGCCGCCGAUGGCAGCAGCCUCAUCAACCUAAAGAAAGGCGACCACGGCAAAGGUGACCACGGCCAUGACGACUACGAAAAUGACGACAACGAAAAUGACGACUACGGCAAAGGCGACCACGAUGGCUGUGCGGCUGCUGUUGUUCUUUCCAGUCUGCUCCUUGCCGUGAUUGCUGCGGUGGUGGUGGCGACGUUGCCGCUUUGA